AAACUGCAGAGAAAAUCUAAUGGAUGAAGAUGAGAAAGACAGAGCCAAGAGAGCUUCUCGAAACAAGUCUGAGAAGAAGCGUCGGGACCAGUUCAAUGUUCUCAUCAAAGAGCUUAGUUCCAUGCUCCCUGGCAACACGCGGAAAAUGGACAAAACCACCGUGCUGGAAAAGGUCAUCGGAUUCUUGCAGAAACACAAUGAAGUCUCAGCCCAAACGGAAAUCUGUGACAUUCAGCAAGACUGGAAGCCUUCAUUCCUCAGUAAUGAAGAAUUCACCCAGCUGAUGUUGGAGGCAUUGGAUGGCUUCAUUAUCGCAGUGACCACAGACGGCAGCAUCAUCUAUGUCUCCGACAGUAUUACGCCUCUCCUCGGGCAUUUGCCGGCGGAUGUCAUGGAUCAGAACUUGCUAAACUUCCUUCCAGAACAAGAACACUCAGAAGUGUAUAAAAUGCUCUCUUCGCAUAUGCUCUUGACGGAGUCACCCUCCCCAGAAUACUUAAAAUCUGACAACGAUUUAGAGUUUUAUUGCCAUCUUCUCAGAGGCAGCUUGAACCCAAAGGAAUUUCCAACUUAUGAAUACAUAAAAUUCGUAGGAAAUUUUCGCUCUUACAACAAUGUGCCUAGCCCCUCCUGUAAUGGCUUCGACACCACCCUCUCAAGGCCGUGCCGUGUGCCACUAGGAAAGGAAGUCUACUUCAUUGCCACUGUGCGUCUGGCAACACCACAGUUCUUAAAGGAAAUGUGCAUAGUUGAUGAACCGCUAGAGGAAUUCACUUCAAGGCAUAGCUUGGAAUGGAAAUUUUUGUUUCUGGAUCACAGAGCCCCUCCCAUCAUAGGCUACCUGCCUUUUGAAGUGCUGGGCACCUCGGGUUACGACUACUACCACAUCGACGACCUGGAGCUCCUGGCCAGGUGCCACCAGCACUUGAUGCAGUUUGGCAAAGGCAAGUCGUGUUGCUACCGGUUUCUGACCAAAGGGCAGCAGUGGAUUUGGCUGCAGACACACUAUUACAUCACCUACCACCAGUGGAACUCCAAGCCCGAGUUCAUCGUGUGUACGCACUCAGUGGUCAGUUACGCAGAUGUCCGGGUGGAAAGGAGGCAGGAACUGGCUUUGGAAGACCCACCUGAGGCCAUGCACCCCUCAACACUAAAGGACAAGGGCUCCAGCCUGGAACCACAACAGCCCUUCAGCACACUGGACACGGGCACCUCCGGCCUUCACACCAGCCCCUCUCCAUCAGCGUCUUCAAGAAGCUCCCACAAGUCUUCGCACACGGCCAUGUCUGAACCCAACUCUACCCCAACCAAGCUAAUGGCAGAGGCCAACACCACUACUUUGCCAAGAUCAGCCACCCUGCCCCGAGAGUUACCAGGACCUGGGGCCAGCCAGGCCACCACAAUGCCGGCUCCUCUGCCAUCAGCGUCGCCUUGUGACAUCACGCAGCAGCUCCUGCCACAGACUGUAGUGCAGAGUUCUCCUGUUCCAAUGACCCAGUUCUCAGCACAGUUCAGCAUGUUCCAGACCAUCAAAGACCAGCUGGAGCAGCGGACACGGAUCCUGCAGGCCAAUAUCCGGUGGCAGCAGGAAGAGCUGCACAAGAUCCAGGAGCAGCUGUGCCUGGUCCAAGACUCCAACGUCCAGAUGUUCCUGCAGCAGCCGGCCGUCUCCCUGAGCUUCAGUAGCCCCCAGCGGCCUGAGACCCAGCAGCAGCUACAGCAGCGGACUUCAGGGUCUCAGCCCCAGCUCGUGGUGAGCCCUCAGCUCCCAGGGCAGAUGACCUCGGCCCCGGUCAGCAGCCAGCACCUGCUCAGAGAGUCGAGUGUGAUAUCAACGCAGGGUCCCAAGCCACUGAGAAGCUCACAGCUGCUUCAAGGGGGCAGCCGCCCAGUGGGCAGUUUGACGUCCCCGUUCACCAGUGCCACGGCUGUGCUGCCACCAACUCUGAACUUGACCACGCCUGCUCCCGCCUCCCAGGAGGCCAGCCCGUGCCAGCCCAGUCCCGAUUUCAGCCACGAUCGGCAGCUCAGGCUGUUGCUGAGCCAGCCUAUUCAGCCCAUGAUGCCUGGAUCUUGUGAAGCGAGACAAUCCGCAGAGAUAGGCAGGACUGGACGGCAAGUCAAGUAUGCGCAGAACCAGGCUCUGUUUCCAAGCCCAGAUGUGCACCCCGCCAGCAGCAGCUCCUCCACCCCCAUCCUGCUGAUGGGCCAGGCCGUGCUUCACCCCAGCUUCCCCGCAUCCCAGCCAUCAGCCUUGCAGUCAGCUCAGGCCCAGCAGCAGCCACAGCAGCACUACCUACAGGCACCAGCGUCCUUGCACAGUGAGCAGCAGGACUCAUUCAUCCUCUCCACCUACUCCCAACAGCCGGGGACCCUGAGCUACAGCCCUCUGCCACCGCCCCCCGUGCAGCCCCAGCCCCAACGGCCACCCCGAAGGCUCAGCAGUCUGUCUGAGUCCGCUGGCCUCCAGCAACCACCUCGGUAGUCUUCGCCUUGGGACUGAAGUCGGACGUAAUCAGCUUUAACCAAUGGAGUGAGGGGAGGGAUGGUGGCUCUGGGAGUUUGAGUGACACCCUAGGCUUUUGUGCAUACAUCUCAGAGUUACCAGGUAAUAAACACCUCGCGCGCUGGGCGCUGGGCACGCUGCCGGUACAGUGGGAAAUGACCCGGAAUACCAGCUGUGUCUCCCUUGCCUCCGAGCUUCUGGGGCGCACUCUACAGCCAUAAGGAACGGAACCGGACCGGUGCACACCUGUGGCUCAGUUGGCCUUCGCAGAGAGCACACCUUGCCGCGUCCUCCAGCGUGCAGGGGCCGCUCCCCUGGAACCGGCCCGUCCACUCCCGCUUGCUGGCCUUCACACUCUAGGUGGGUUUUCCUUUGCAUUUGAAAAGGACUGAGUCAGAGAUGUACAAGAGAAAGAGAAUGAAGAGGUUAUUUUUUCAUUAUUUCUAAAUGGUUAUUUUUGUUUUAAUUUGCACAGCUGCACAGAGAAAAUAACUUAGGCACUUUUUUUCCUUUUUUAAUAAUAAGGUCUCAUGACUUCACGUGGAGGCCUCGGUUAACAAAAACAGCUCACUAAUCAGAUAGCAACGCUGGUUGUUAUUAGCCAAGCUGCAGUUCGUCCCCUCUGGUGUAAACCCUAAAGGAUUGAGGUUCUUCACCCCCUGCCCUACUGGUGGUGAUCUUCCCCCUUCGUUCCCCACCCCACCCCGACCCCAGCUCCCACCCCACCUUCCAACCCCUCACUUCCUUCCCCCAAUAGAACACUGGACUAUUUCCUGUUUACCUUGUUGAUUGCAACUACAGAGGUGGACUUAAGCACAACAGCAGCUGAGGAACUCUAGUGAGGAUGGGAGGCUUGGAGGCCUGAGGGUUGGGAAGUGGGGUGCUGCAGGCCUGGGAGGGCCCCCCAUCACCUGGGGCCCCUGGAGGCCUGAGGGUUGGGAAGUGGGGUGCUGCAGACCUGGGAGGGCCCCCCCAUCACUGGGGCCCCUGGAGGCCUGAGGGUUGGGAAGUGGGGUGCUGCAGGCCUGGGAGGGCCCCCCAUCACCUGGGGCCCCUGGAGUGAGAACCCUGCAUCUUUCUCGAUGUCUUUCAUGAUGCUCCAGCGGUUGCAUUUCCCUUUUCCAAAUGCACUUUGCUUUUUUUGUAUGUUUUGUUGAGAUGUUUCUAAAGAAAAGAUUUUAUGUAAUUAUAAGACGAAGUGUAGUGAAUUGUACAGCUGUUGUAAUAAUGAACUAUUUCUAUAUAAAAUAAAAUUGUAUGGAUGAUGUGUAAAUUA
Molecule: messenger RNA, 3782 nt
Organism: Ochotona princeps (American pika)
Lineage: Eukaryota; Metazoa; Chordata; Mammalia; Lagomorpha; Ochotonidae
Gene: NPAS2
Product: neuronal PAS domain protein 2
Exons: 20
Coding region: 20-2485 (821 amino acids)
Biological process (GO): regulation of transcription by RNA polymerase II; circadian regulation of gene expression
Cellular component (GO): nucleus; cytoplasm; CLOCK-BMAL transcription complex
Molecular function (GO): DNA-binding transcription factor activity, RNA polymerase II-specific; protein dimerization activity; RNA polymerase II cis-regulatory region sequence-specific DNA binding
Source: RefSeq, a predicted model, not a curated record